UAAUCGGACUAGGAGCAGCCGACACAUGGGCCAGGCUUGCGCGCGGGCCAGCCUCGCAGCGACACAGUGGGCGCGUGCUUCUGUCCGGGUGAAAGGACCACGUCCGCUGCGUCGUGCGAGAGAAAGGCAGCGACCGAGAAAAUAUCUCCUCUCUCUCCCUCCUUCCCUCCUCUUCUCCAGUUCUCCAUGCCGUCGCCGCCGCCGCCGCCGCCGCCUUCUCCUCUUCCCCGUCCCUCACGGCCGCCUCGCCCCCUCCGCCUUCAGCGCCUCCUCCUCCUCCCCUUCCUCUCCUCCUUCCCUGCCUCCGGAUCCAGACCACGUGAUGCGGACGAUGCAGCGCCAUGGAUUAGUCCUGCUGCAAGAGGUGGCUGGAGAAGAUGAGAGGGAGAGAGAGAAGGAAGGAGCGGAGGGAGAAAGAGAGAGGAAAGAGUAGCUGGAGGUGCGUCGGCCGGCGUGCGCGCUGGCAAGGUUGGGCGGGACCUGGCGGUUGGCGGCGGCUCGAUCCACUCCUAAUCGGGAGCCGAGCCUGCAUCUCCGCCACUUCGCCUUGUUUCUCUCUCCACCGCCACCUCUCCUCGCCUCUCCUUCCAAUGUCGGCCGCCGCCGCCCUCCCCGUACCUCCCCCUCAUGGCUCCUCUCUUUAUCACCGGCGCCAUGGCUGUGCUCGGAGGAGGACCGCCGAUGCCAGGUUGACGAGGAUGAUGAGGUAACUGUUGGCGAGGGCAAAGCGAAGUCGUCAGAUCCGUCACCACCGCUAUUCUCCUACUCACCACCGCCGCUGUUCUCCUACUCGCCGCCUCCGUCGUCCACAUGCUCCUCCUCACGACCAUGAAAGUUGGCUGAGGUCUAGCCUCCCAUCCAUACGCAGUUUUUCAGAUUAUGCAAGUAUAUGCUUGGUCUGCAUAUUAGUACCGGCUAGCAAGCACAGGAACGACGACUUGGACACAAAGAAGAUGCUUCUGGCCUACUACAUGAACUCGUUCUUGCCGACUUUAUCCUCUGUUUAUUUGCUCCGCGAGGUUGUUUGUUGGUUCGUGGGACGUCUGUGUCGUUAACCAACAAGGCGUUGUUAUCAUUACUUCCUCUCCCCUCGCUGGCUCGUCAUCUGCUUGCUAUCAAGUUUGCCAAGUUUCUGCUGUGGUUCAGUUCACGUGACGCCUUGCACCCUGCCUUUCUUCUUGCCAAGAUGACAGCAGUUAAACAAGAAGAAGCAGACACAACCAGUGAUAUCAGCGGUAGCCAAAUUACCCAUGCCGAACCACUGUGUCGCAAGCACAAUAAGCCAUUCGAGUAUAUUCAUCGCCCACGCAAAGCAGGUUCAAUCCAAAAGUUCAAAGGCAAGAAAAUCCAACUAAAGCCUGGAAAGUACAUUCUCCGUGACUGCGAAAGAUCAUCCGCAGCACCACCAGAGACAUUUGCAACAAACGACAAAAGAAUGACGGGACUACCGCUGUCACAACCGCUUUAUCAAGGGUGUUUGACAAAAGAGCCACCAUUGGCUGGAGAACUUCUUCCCUCAGGCACACAUGAGCAAAGGGCAAGCAUAUGCUUUCGCCUUCAAAUGCACUUCUAAGGGACUGCGCCUGAUCGUCUACUCAAUAUAAGCAAGUUGCAAGAGCCGCUUGUUAUAUAACUUAAUGUUAGUAUAAAUGCCUACCAAGACUUUGUGUUUAUCAUCCUUUUAGAUCUUAUGUAAUUCCUUAAGGCCAUCCUGCGUGUUUAACUAUCGGCUAUUUCUUGCUUAGACUGUUGUGUUGUAUGCUUUUAAAACAGCAAUGAUAAAAGAAAUAUAUGCUCACUCUUCCAAUA
Triticum aestivum (bread wheat) is the source of this 1809-nucleotide messenger RNA. RefSeq lists its product as uncharacterized. The record is from RefSeq and is a predicted model, not a curated record. NCBI's taxonomy places the organism in Eukaryota, Viridiplantae, Streptophyta, Magnoliopsida, Poales, Poaceae.